AUGGGCCAAAUAAAACUCACCCACGAUGACUAUACCGUCGGAUGGGUAUGCGUCCUAGAAUGCGAGCUGAACGCUUCCCGAGCGUUGCUGGAUGAGGAACACGAGAGGCUCCCUGCCGCCGAGAAGGAUGAUAACGCCUACCUCCUUGGAAAAAUGGGGGGACAUAACGUGAUCAUUGCAUUCCCAGCGGUAUACGGGGUCGGCGCAGCGGCACAAACAGCUACGAAUAUGAUACGCACAUUUCGGAAUCUGCGGUUCGGGUUGAUGGUGGGGAUUGGGGGUGCGGCGCCGAAUCCGGCGCGGUUUGGAAGGCCUGGUGAGGAUAUGCGAUUGGGGGAUGUGGUUGUUAGCGAGCCGAAGGGUGAUGAAGGCGGAGUGGUACACUAUGAUUUAGGGCAGCGGAAAGCGGAUGGGAAGCUUCACAAGAGGUCCCAUCUGAACAAACCGCCGAUGUUUCUGUUAACUGCAAUGAAACUCUUACGGUCAGAUCAUCCAUUCGGCAGGGGAGAGAUGAAUCGCUACAUCGCCCGUAUCGGCCAGCUGUCGGAGACAUCGGAAAUCUUCGAAGCCUAUCAACACCCGGGCAGGGAUAAUGACCGUCUAUAUCGAGUGGAUUAUGACCACGAGGACGGAGAAGAAGACUGUACACGCUGCGACACCAAUUCGACGGAGACCCGCGCACCCAGGAAAUCCGAUGCGCCCGUGGUGCACUAUGGAUUGAUUGCGUCGGGGAACGCAGUCAUAAAGGAUCCUCGGUAUCGGGAUGAACUGCGUAAGGCCUGGAAUGUGGCAUGUUUUGAGAUGGAGGCUGCAGGGCUAAUGGACAAUUUCCCGUGCUUGGUGAUCCGGGGAAUCAGUGACUACUCGGACACGCACAAAAACGAUAUCUGGCAGCCCUAUGCGGCGGUGACGGCUGCUGCAUAUGCCAAAGAUCUGCUUCGUGUGAUUCUUCCGCAGGAGAUUCAUGCGGCGAAGGUUGUGGAAAUGAAAGAAGUAAUGGAUGUGUUAUCGAAUAUCCAAACGGGUGUAUCCAUAAUCAACUCAUCAAUAAGUACCACCCAGGAACACGAGCUGCUUGUAUGGCUAUCCCCAAAGGACUACGGCUCUGAACAAACCGAUAUCCUACGUCAACGCCAAGAGGGAACUGGAACAUGGCUCCUGGAGACCCUUGGCUUCGAAACAUGGGUGGCUGAACGCAACAAAACCAUCUACUGCAGAGGCAUGCCCGGUGCUGGAAAGACGGUUAUGACCGCAGUGGUAGUGGACGGUCUUCGAUCACGGUUUGAGGUAAAUCCUGCGGUAGGGAUUGCAUGCAUAUACUGUAGCGUUCAGAAUGAAGCCGAGCAAACCCACAACUCUAUCUUUCUGAGCCUACUGAGGCAGCUUGUCCGACAGCUAUCAUACACGCCCGAGAUGGUGAAGAGUAUGUAUGAUCGCCACCAACGAACUGGCAGCCGGCCGAGCUUUCGUGAAAUAGUGGAAGUCCUUCAAGAUACAGUCGCUCGUUUUGAAAGGACCUUCAUCGUGUUUGACGCUCUCGACGAGUUGCUCACCUCUGAAAGUCCCCCGAAGCAGCUGGUUAGAGAACUCUUUGCUUUUCAAGGAAGAACUGGAAUUAACAUAUUUGCAACCUCUCGUUUCGUCCCGGAGAUUGCAGGCGAGUUCAAGGAUAGUAUACUGAUCGAUAUCAGGGCGGCAGAAGGGGAUGUUGUGCAGUACUUAGGCUCGCACAUUGGGGAAUUACCCGCCUUUGUGUCCGAGACCCCCGGGCUGGAGGAUGAAAUCAAAACAGGAAUCAUUGAGGCAAUUGACGGAAUGUUUCUCCUAGCGAAGCUCCACUUGAUCUCAUUGAUGGAUAAAAUAUCCAUAAGGGACAUAAAGGACACGCUCAAGACCUUACCCAGAGGCUUUGACGGAUACGAUAAAUCGUACCUGGAAGCCAUGAACAACAUCUACGGCCAACGGCAAGGCUUGCGCGAACUCGCUUUAAAAGUCCUGUCUUGGAUUUGCUGUAGUCGGCGACUACUCCUCGCAACUGAGCUCCAGCAUGCACUAGCAGUGAAAGAAAAACACACAGAGUUUGAUAUAUUGAGCAUCCCGGACAUCGGGCUGCUUGUCAGUGUAUGCAAAGGAUUGGUCAUUGUGGACGGGGAACGGGGGACAAUCCGCUUGGUUCACUACACAACGCAGCAAUAUUUCGAACGGACAUGGCAGGAAUGGUUCCAUGAUGCACACGAAAGGAUUGCGGAAACUACUCUUAGGUAUUUGACAUUCACUUCCUUUGAUAGUGGAGCCUGCGCGACAGGCACCGAGUUCAAGGCCCGCCUGGACCAAUAUGCAUUGUAUGAUUACGCGUCGCGAAAUUGGGGCUACCACGUACGGGAUGCAUUAUUUGAGGAGACGUCCUUGGUCCUGAAACUUCUGGAGCAUGAGAAGUGCGUAUCUAGCGCGGCUCAGGCCAUGUUUGCUGAACGGAGUCAAGUACGUAGUGAGCGCAGUCCGCACGGAAUGACUGGACUUCAUGUUGCGGCCUACUUUGGACUUGAGAAGACGGCGAGGCUUUUGCUUCGCAAGUUCCAACCGGACGUGAAGGAUAGUUCUGGUCGAACGCCUCUGCAUUGGGCCUCUGCGCGUGGACAUGCUGCUGUCGUGGUGGCAUUGCUUGAGAAUAACCUGGUUGAUGCAGACCGGCAGGAUGACGAGGGCCAAACUCCCUUGUUUCUGGCUGCAUAUAAUGGACACGGGGAGAUUGUGGACUUGCUCAUGGGCCGUGGAGUAGAGUUCAACCACAUGGAUCAUGAAAAACAAACACCACUAUGCGCAGCUGCGCAUAACGGGGAUAGAGCGGUAAUCAAGGCAUUUCUACUUCACCAAGUUGAUAUUGAUUUCGAGAAUGGCCACGGGGAAACUCCACUCGUAUCGGCAGCAGGGCAGGGACAUGCUGGGUCCGUGGAGCUGUUGCUAACCCACAGUGCUCCCUUGGUUCCUCGUACUGGAAAUAGAGCGCUCUCUCGCGCAGCAUCGAAUGGUUAUGCCGCCGUGGUGAAACUCCUCCUGCAAUAUGGCACUGAUGCUGAUCAUCGGGAUGAAGAUGGGCGCACGCCAUUGUUCUCUGCCGCACAAUAUGGCCACGAGGAGGUGGUGUCUCUCUUUCUCGGUCAUCAAAAAGUCAAUCCGAACGCCGAAAACAUCCGGGGUCAGACCCCAUUAUCAGUCGCUGCCUGGGAAGGGCAUGAAAAUGCCGUGCGCCUUCUUCUCGCUGAUAGUCGCGUGAAUCCUGACCACAAGGAUAGGAAGGGACAGACCCCUCUCUCGCUCGCCGCAUUCUGGAUACGCACAUCCGUGGUCGAACUCCUAUUGGAAGUUCCCCGAGUUGAUGCUAACUCCAUGAACUCUUCCGGUCAAACACCCUUGUCUCUUGCUACACAAAACGGCGGUGCAGAGGUAGUAGAACGACUACUUCAGACUUCCAUAGUUGACCCAGACCUACGUGAGCAAGGCAGCGGCAACACACCACUCGCAGUAGCAGCUCAAUACGGACGCGACUUCGUGGUCAAGCUCCUACUUGCCACCCCAGGGGUCGACCCGAACUCCACCAAUGCCAAGGGGGAAACUCCUUUAUCUCUUGCUGCGCGAGAAGGGCAUGCGUACGUCAUCGAAUUACUCCUUCUCGAUGGAAGGGCGGAUUGCAACCAUAGAAAUGAAACUGGCCGAACCUCUCUUUCAUGGGCGUCUGGACGUGGCCAUACCACCACGGUUGAAAGUCUGCUUACCGUGCACACGGUGGACGUCAAUGCACCGGAUGACGAAGGACGCACGCCGUUAUUAUGGGCUGCCUGGGGUGGUUACCCGACUAUUGUGAACCAACUCCUCGCAACAAGGAAGGUUGACCUUGAGUGUAGGGAUAGUAAUGGCCAAACCCCUCUUUCCCGUGCCGCAGAAAGCGGGGGGCUGACAGCCGUAGAGAUACUUCUAGAGGAAGGUGCUGACGCGAACGCUGAGGACAAGGAUGGGAUGACGCCGCUCAUGCGUUCCGUGGAAAAUGGCCAUGUGCAAGUUGCAGAAGCCCUCCUCACCGCGGGUGCUUCCCCAGGAGGAGUAGACCAAGAGGGACGCACUCCACUCCUCAUCGCCGUUGAGGCAGGACGACGAGAGGUGGUUGAGUUAUUACUGAAUGAUGCCGGCCUGGAUCCUGAUGCGAGUGGGGAAUAUGGGUACACUCCGUUGGAGUUGGCUGAGGAGUGCGGUUGGGAUGAUAUAGUGGACUUGAUCGAGGCGGCGCACGAAAGGCGCACGAGGUCCACAGGUUCCGAUCUCCCUCCUCAGAUGUCUUCUUGGGCCUCGCCCUUCGCAUCUGCCAUGGGUUUGUCAAAUUCAAAUCCAGGCUGGGAUCGGGGAAAGAGGGCACAGGGUGUUGUCUCACAUCGAGGUGGGACUACAGAAAGCACUGCGCCGGAAGUGGCAAUGGUGAACAGGUCAUAUUCCCAAAUCUCGCUUGACGAGUGA
Molecule: messenger RNA, 4506 nt
Organism: Penicillium robsamsonii
Lineage: Eukaryota; Fungi; Ascomycota; Eurotiomycetes; Eurotiales; Aspergillaceae
Exons: 4
Coding region: 1-4506 (1501 amino acids)
Biological process (GO): nucleoside metabolic process
Molecular function (GO): protein binding; catalytic activity
Source: RefSeq, a predicted model, not a curated record